CUUUUCAUGACGGAAGUAAUACGUCAGAUCACUUGAACGCGUCUUGGAAGGGUUAUUCUUUUCCGCUUUUAGAUUAGUCUUAAAACUAUGACAAAAGGUUUGAAUUUUUAUUAGUUUCUUUUGCCCGGUGGUCUGUGGUGUUAUAGUGUGGCAGCAGCAUGCUGUCACUGUCGCUUAUUGCUAACUUAAUGGACAAGUAAACAUUUAACGCCUGCUAGCUAGCAACGUCUGUGGCGUUUUGUUGCCGUCAUAAUUCAGUUUUCUUCGGUAACGUGUCUCGCUGAUAUCGAUAUUGGAUUUCCUCGUCACACACAUUAACAGGCUGCGGUGAAACGUGUUUCCGACGUGGACGUAUGUUCGUGUGAGAUGUAGCUUUCGGGGACCACAGCUGCUGCUAUUAUGACGGUGGUAAGACUGGUAAGUCGUGUUGAACCACUCCUCAAACAGGGAGUGACAUAUUUAUUCCUGUCGUCCGAAGUAAAAGUUACCCUGCCUCGCUCGCGGCCUGUGUAGUUGAACUGUCGUUUACUGUUCAGCAGCUGCCCAGUUGAUCGACCGACGGUGAGGCACCAGGUCCAGUAUGAAGGCGUUAGGUUCCAGAUUCUCCUUCUACGCGGGUUUCGCGGUGGGAACCUUCACCCUGUACGUGUUUCUGCGACAAAUGUGGUUUGAGAGGUCCAUGCAGGCCAACAGCUUCGACAGACAUCAUGACUCAAUGCUGGAGGAGGAUGAUAAGAACUGGAAGAAGGAGAGAUCGGCUCUCUUCAAUCUGCAACACCCGCAUCACACAGGCGAGGACAGCCAUGUUGGGGAUGAGCUUUACAAAAAGGUGCGGGUCCUCUGCUGGGUGAUGACCGGACCGGCCAACUUGGAGAAGAAGGCUCGGCAUGUGAAGGCCACUUGGAGUCGGCACUGUAACGUUGUCGUGUUUAUGAGCUCAGUCGACGACCCGGACUUCCCCACUGUGGGUUUAGGAACCAAAGAGGGCCGCGACCAGCUCUACUGGAAAACCAUCCGCGCCUUCCAUUAUGCCUACGAGCACUACGGACAUGAAGCAGAUUGGUUUCUCAAGGCCGACGAUGACACUUAUGUCAUUGUGGACAACCUGCGUCUGCUCCUGGCAAACCACACGCCAGAGGAGCCCAUUUAUUUUGGCCGCAGAUUCAAACCUUAUGCCAAACAAGGCUACAUGAGUGGCGGCGCCGGCUACGUGCUGAGCAGAGAAGCUCUGCGCAGAUUUGUCGAUGGCUUCAAGAACAAGGUGUGCACCCACACUUCGUCUGUGGAGGAUCUUGCCAUGGGCCAGUGCUUGGAAAAGGUUGGGGUUCUUGCUGGAGACUCCAGAGACACUCUGCACAGGGAGACCUUUCACCCAUUUGUUCCAGAGCAGCACCUCACCAGCAGGUUUCCUAAGAGCUUCUGGUAUUGGAGCUACUGCUACUACCCCAUCUCAGAGGGACCCAACUGCUGCUCAGACUUGUCCAUCUCCUUCCAUUAUGUGGGUGCUGCCCAGAUGUACCUACUUGAGUACUACACAUAUCACCUGCGUGCCUUCGGCUAUAACUACCGAUACCAGCCGCCACUGCCGCCUGGCUACAACUUUGAACGCGCGAACUCCGGCGAUGCACCUGAUGGGAAAAAAGACUCGCAAGAAAAAGGAGCGUCUGAGGUACAAGUGGUCGUCGGGACUGAGGCAAAGGUGGAGGAUGGUCCUGCUCCGGCAGUGGGUCGGGAGGCUGCCGCCGCUGCCGUGGCCGCUGCUGGAUGAUGACUCUGCUGAUCAUUAGUAAGAAGGAUUGUGGUUUUAGUUUGUUAGUUUCUGAAAUCUCUUUUUUUUUACCUUGGUAAGCAGGCAGUUUAAAUCUGAGGGACUUUGGGGCAACUUGGACCAUGAUUAUGUUUUAGAUAUUGUUUUAAUCGACCAAACGUUUCCAUCUUUUAUCCUCAGUGCCGUUAUUUGAUCAUUUUUCCAAAAGUGACUGCACCAAAACACGGUUGGCUGAAAUUCACGCCUUAACUUCUGUCACCAAAGAAUAGGAGUGUUAUGUGCUGCAGCAUGUCCCAAACCUUGAAGGGAGGAUGCUGCCCAACUCUUCUCUUCCUGUUUCUCUUUACUCUAAAGAGCGCACUAACAACAUGAAGGCUGACUCCUGCUUUUUUCUGUCUGGGAGUUCAUGGAAAUUGACGCAAGAAUUUGUAAUUUAAGCACCUUAGCAGCUAAACGGGAUUCAGCCAGAGCGAACACGAUUCUGUUCAUUAAAUGCUCAUUUGAGAUUCAAAUUAUCGUCUGAAUUUAACAUUUUUUUAACUUGAAAACUAUAUUUAGGUGGAAGUCUGAUUCAUGUGAGGCAGAAGAAAUGACUUCUCCAGGUUUUGGAAUGUUAGACCAACCGCUGCGUUGCGAAAUGAACAGAUACAAACUUUUUUUCUCAUUUUUAUAUUAUUUUUAAAUCGAAAUGUAUUUUUAAAAAAAUCCAUAUACUUACAUGUUUCUUCAUUUUGUAUUGAUGAAAAUCAAUUGUUGUUUGACAAAUUAAGGCCAUGUGAAGAGGACGAAUGAUUUAGCUUUAUAUUUGAUUAAUAAAAGUUAGGCGACUUUCAAAUAUACCAACCUGUACUGUACAUGUUGUGCUGACUGAAGAACCACUCAGAAGUUGGUGAAUGGAAAUCCAAACUUCACCUGGCCUUGAUCUUGUACUCGCCCUCUCUUGUGGUCAGCAGACCAAUCAAACCACUGCUUGUCCUGAGGCUGCUGCCAGGUGGUAUUUCAGCCAGAGGCACAUUUAUCAUGUAUGUUUUGCCAGUUAUAGUACUAAUACUUUGCUCGAAUGACUGUUUGUUUUUGUCUCCGGCCUGUGACAAUCGGCUCCACUCUUGUUUCACUAAAGGGAAAGGUGUACAGAUUCUAUUUAUAUUUGUAUUUAUGUUGCCGUUGACUUUUUUUUUUUCUGAGUGAAUGACUUUGCAGUGAUCUGUGUACAGGAGUGGUAUUUU
Molecule: messenger RNA, 2994 nt
Organism: Synchiropus splendidus (mandarinfish)
Lineage: Eukaryota; Metazoa; Chordata; Actinopteri; Syngnathiformes; Callionymidae
Product: glycoprotein-N-acetylgalactosamine 3-beta-galactosyltransferase 1-B-like
Exons: 3
Coding region: 581-1768 (395 amino acids)
Cellular component (GO): membrane
Molecular function (GO): N-acetylgalactosaminide beta-1,3-galactosyltransferase activity
Source: RefSeq, a predicted model, not a curated record